GGGUGAGACUGCAGAGAGCCAGUCGGUUAACGUUUCUUACCAAUAAUGGAGAAACCUUCCCGGUCGUGUCUGGAGGUAUCCGGACCACUGUUGAUAUCUCGGUUUGAACAUCAUACCUGGCAGAUAUGUCACCUCGUCGGGGGCAUAUUGAGCGCGUGAGCCGAGCUGAAACACGGCCAGCAAACACGCCAACAAACCACCGGCGAACAUCACUGAACCAAACUCACUUCUAAGAGUAAACAAACCCCCACACUACGUCUCUCAACAAGGGGCUGAAACACGAGACUUCUUCGUCGCACUAAACCUCCUCCAACGUCCUUAACUGCAACUCCGCGUGAACCAGUCCAACUACAACAUCAUAUGACUGCUGCUGUGGGCCACGUGACCAGUACCUGACUGUACCGGAAGCCCUGAACAACAAGACACUCGGGUGAUGUCAGAAUGGAGCCUGAAGAUAGCCCACAUAGUCCAGACGGGGAGGCCGUCAUGCCAGACCAGAACCCCAAAUACCAGAGGAGUCUGAGGAGCCUGAACGUGCUGGCCACGAGGUUUGUCAGGUUGUUACAAGAAACUGAAGGCGGUGUGCUGGACCUCAAAGAGGCUGUCAGGGUCCUGGCUGUUGGACAGAAAAGGCGAAUCUACGACAUCACGAAUGUACUGGAGGGCGUUGGUCUCAUUGUGAAAAUGUCCAAGAGCAUUGUAAAGUGGAAGGGUACAAUGCCGGGAAAAAAUGCACAUGAGUUAAACAAGAGAAUGGUAGAGUUAAAGUCUGAGCUGGAGGACUUGGAGCAGAAGGAAUAUAUGUUGGACCAGCAGAAAUUCUGGGUUGAACAGAGCAUCAGGAACACAACAGAAGACUGCAGCAAUCUGACCUAUGUGAAUCAUGAAGAUAUCUGCAGCUGCUUCAGUGGCCAUACACUCUUGGCAGUACGCGCGCCAUCUGGCACACAGCUAGAUGUUCCUAUUCCCAAAGCUGUCCAGAACAGCCCAGCGAAGUACCAGAUUCAUCUGAAAAGCAUCAACGGGCCGAUAGAUGUCGUACUUCUUAACAAGCACUCUGUCGGGUCUGAUCCUGUCGUGUUGCCAGUCCCGCCGUCUGAAGAAAUUUUACGGAACGCCAAAUCAGCGAUGUCCACUUCAGAUGAGACGGAAAGCAGUAACGCACAUUGUCAGGCUUCAGCUAAUACCAAACAAAGCACCAGAUCUAGACAAACGGCCAUGGAGGACAUGCAGCAUCUUCAGUCGUCGUCGUUUCGAAAAGCUGUGCCUAACCGAACUGAUGCAUCUGGAUUGCGAGAUUUAUCAAAAGAACUGGCGGACCUACUACACCCAACCAAAGAAAUAAUGAAUGCAGAUCUAAUCACAGAGCUUAUGGCCUCAGAAGUUUUUUCUCCGCUACUUCGUCUAUCUCCGCCCCCAUCUGAACAUGAAUAUGUCUAUAAUCUGGAUGAGAGUGAAGGCCUCUGUGACCUCUUUGACAUCCCUGUGCUCAAUGUUUGACCAUGAACUCCUGUGUUCAAAAGAUUUUACUCCGGAAAUGUACAUAGUAGUCUGUUUUUAAAUAGUUAUGUGAUUAUAACAAAUAAUAAACAAAUGAUUUUGAA
Molecule: messenger RNA, 1604 nt
Organism: Micropterus dolomieu (smallmouth bass)
Lineage: Eukaryota; Metazoa; Chordata; Actinopteri; Centrarchiformes; Centrarchidae
Product: transcription factor E2F4-like
Exons: 10
Coding region: 442-1500 (352 amino acids)
Biological process (GO): regulation of transcription by RNA polymerase II
Cellular component (GO): RNA polymerase II transcription regulator complex
Molecular function (GO): DNA-binding transcription factor activity, RNA polymerase II-specific; RNA polymerase II cis-regulatory region sequence-specific DNA binding; protein dimerization activity
Source: RefSeq, a predicted model, not a curated record